Molecule: messenger RNA, 4273 nt
Organism: Oxyura jamaicensis (ruddy duck)
Lineage: Eukaryota; Metazoa; Chordata; Aves; Anseriformes; Anatidae
Gene: PDE3B
Product: phosphodiesterase 3B
Exons: 16
Coding region: 1-3342 (1113 amino acids)
Biological process (GO): signal transduction
Cellular component (GO): membrane
Molecular function (GO): protein kinase B binding; 3',5'-cyclic-AMP phosphodiesterase activity
Source: RefSeq, a predicted model, not a curated record
AUGAGGGACGAGAGGGAAGCCGCCGCCGCUGCCUCCCGCUCCGGCCCCGGCCGAGCCCCGCAGCACUGCCAGCAGCCGGACGGCGGCGCGGAGAGCCUGCGGAACGGCUACGUGAGGAGCUGCGCGACCCCCCUGCGGCAGGACCCCCCGAGAAGCUUCCUCUCGCUGCUGCUGCUCCCCGCCGCCGCCUCCUCCUCCUCCUCCUCCUCCUCCUCCUCCUCCUCCUCGUCCUGCUGCCGGGCUCUGCUCAGCCUGGCCGCCCUGGCCGCCCUCGUCCUCUCGCUGCUGGCUCUGCCGGGCCGGGGCAGCGCCGGGGGCCAGCAGGACGGGAGCGGCUGGCGGAGCCCCCGGCCGCUGCACGCCUUGCUGAGCCUCUCCCGCUGCCUCAGCCCGCUCUUCAGCAUCGCCUGCGCCUUCUUCUUCCUCACCUGCCACCUCGCCCGCGGCGGCGCGACCCGCUGGUGGCUGCUGGCGCUCCCCGUGUGCUGCUACUCGGGGGACUUCGUGGCGCUGCAGUGGCUGCUGCCCCCCGCGGGGCGCCAGGAGGAGCCCCGAGCCCCCGGCGAGCCGCAGAUGGUGGCGGGCAGGCUCCUGACGGUGCUGGGCUCGGUGGCGGCGCUGACCCUGCUGCAGAGCUCCCCGAAGCUCCGCCGGAGCCUCCUCGUCUUGCUCUUCUCCAGCCUGGUGUGGCUGGUGUCGCUCGGCAGCCUCCACUCGCUGCCCCCGGCCCUCCGCCCGCUGCUGGCCGGCUCCGUCGGGGCGGCGGGCUGCCUCCUAGCCCUCUGCGGCGGCGAGCGCGGCGUCCUGGCGGCCCGGAGCCGGGCGGCUCCCCAGCAGCAUCCCCAGCACCCGCGGCUGCCCUGCGCGGAGGAAAAAGUGCCCGUGAUCAGACCCAGGAGGAGAUCGAGCUGCGUGUCCUUAGGGGAGACUUCGGCCAGCUACUACGGCAGCAGCAAAAUGUUUCGGAGGCCCUCGCUGCCUUGCAUUUCCAGAGAGCAGAUGAUACUUUGGGAUUGGGAUUUGAAGCAAUGGUACAAACCCUAUUACCAGAAUGUUGGCAGUGGAAAUGGAGUUGAUCUUUCAGUACUAAAUGAGGCUCGGAGCAUGCUAACAGACCUCCUGACAGACCCAUCCCUCCCACCGCAAGUGAUUUCUUCCCUUCGAAGCAUUAAUAGUUUGAUUGGUGCAUUCUCAGCCACAUGCAGGCCAAAGGCCAAUCCAUUCACACCAUUUCCUGGUUUCUUCCCAUGUCCUGAAGUAGAAGAUCCUGCUGAAAAAGGAGACCGAAAGCUGUUCAAGGGGUUAAAUAGCAGGAAUAGCCUACCAACACCACAGCUGAGACGAGCUUCAGGAGUGUCUGGCAUUCCACCUAUAGAAUUGCAAUCUUCUAGAUGGGAACGGAGUAACAGCAAGAGAUCUCAUCAGGAAUAUAACACAUCGAGCCAAGGAACUCAUUCAAAUGGGUCGUUUGGUGCAACCCUGCUGACAAUACCAAAACAAAGGUCAUCUUCAAUAACAUUGGCGCAUCAUAUAAGUUCCAGACGAACAAGUGCUUCUCCUGGCCUGAGUCCUGUGGGUUCACCUAGUCAUGGAUCUGUCUCCAGUGGGACCCUCAGCAGCUGGUCACCUGUAGAAUUUCCUGAUACUGCCGAUUUUCUUACAAAACCAAGCAUUAAUAUUUAUAAGUCUCCAGCAUACACAUUUAAUUCUUCAGAUUUUCAGCAGCAAGUUAAAACACCUAUAGGUCAUGUGUGUAGCAGCUGUGGAUGUCACAUACUCAAGGCUGUUCCAACACCAGAACAAGAAUUUGCAGAAUAUAAAGACAAAAAAUCAGGUGAAGGUGGAAGCAAGAGUGUUCCAAAAGAAUCUUUCUACCAUACAGAGAAGACAAAAGAUGAAAAGAAGGAAAUAAUCAUUCAAACACAAAAUAGUCCACUUGUGGAGCAGAAUCCUACAUUAGAAACAAUUUUAAUAGAACAUGACUCACUAAUGGAGAAAAUGAACAAUUGGAACUUUCAAAUUUUUGACCUUGUACAAGAAAUGGGAGACCAUUCUGGAAGGAUACUUAGCCAGGUAACUUAUACUUUGUUUCAAGACACUGGUUUGUUUGAGAUUUUCAAAAUUCCAAUUCAAGAAUUCAUGAAUUACUUCUGUGCGCUGGAAAAUGGCUACAGAGAUAUUCCCUAUCACAAUCGUAUACACGCCACGGAUGUUCUUCAUGCAGUAUGGUAUCUGACAACACGGCCCAUUCCUGGAUUUCAGCAAAUUCAUAACGAGCAUAUAAUGGAGAGUGAUAUGGAUGAAGCUAGUGGUGUUGCCCCUGUUCAAGUCAACUAUAUUUCUUCAAAAACCUGUUCAGUUGCUGAUGACAGUUACGGGUGCCUGGCAUCAAACAUUCCUGCCUUGGAAUUGAUGGCUUUAUAUGUAGCAGCGGCCAUGCAUGAUUAUGAUCAUCCUGGCCGUACAAAUGCUUUUCUAGUAGCUACAAAUGCACCACAGGCUGUUCUCUACAAUGACAGAUCAGUCUUAGAAAAUCACCAUGCUGCUUCUGCCUGGAAUCUUUUCUUAUCACGACCAGAAUACAACUUCUUAUCAAAUCUUGAUCACGUAGAAUUUAAGCGUUUCCGUUUCUUAGUGAUUGAAGCAAUCCUUGCCACAGAUCUCAAGAAGCAUUUUGAUUUCCUUGCAGAAUUUAAUGCCAAGGUCAACGAUAUCAACGGUCAUGGUAUAGAAUGGAGCAAUGAAAAUGAUCGCUUGCUUGUCUGUCAAAUAUGCAUCAAACUGGCAGAUAUUAAUGGCCCAGCAAAAGUUAGAGAGCUGCAUCUGAAAUGGACAGAAGGCAUUGUUAAUGAAUUUUAUGAACAGGGUGAUGAGGAGGCAAGUCUUGGAUUACCUAUAAGUCCCUUCAUGGAUCGCUCUUCUCCACAGCUUGCAAAACUACAAGAAUCUUUCAUCACUCACAUAGUUGGCCCCCUUUGUAAUUCCUAUAACGCAGCUGGGUUGCUUCCAGGGCAAUGGGUUGAUGAAGAGGAGGAUGCAGAAAGUAAUGAAGAUGAUGAUGGAGCACAGUCAGAGAGUGAUGAUGAAGAAAUAGAAGAUGAUCUUAUUUUAAAAGCUCAAAGAAGAAAAGGUAGACGACGAAUAUUUUGCCAGCUGAUACACCAUCUAAGUGAAAAUCACAAAAUAUGGAAGAAAAUGAUUGAAGAAGAAGAAAAAAAUAAAGCUGAAGGAGCUAAACUGCUGACUGAGAACUCAUCUUUACCUCAAGCAGAUGAAAUUCAGGUUAUUGAGGAAGCUGAUGAAGAAGAUGAACGACAGCUAGGAGAAGAAAAGACAUGCUGAAAAAACUUCAGUCAUGUCCAGUACGAGGACAGAAAGCUUAUAUAUAUCUAUAUCUAUUUUCACUGUGUUGACUUUAGCCUAACACAGUUCACUUAAAAUUGAAAGGCCUUAAUACUGUGAGAGGAUUCUUUCUACUCCAGUGGAAUCCCUAUGCACUUUCGCCACACAGAAUACGAAACUUUAUUCAAAGAUUGAGUAUUGUAUACCCUGAUGCAAAGUUCUUUAUGCCUAAGUUGGUAUAAAAUAUUCUGAUAUAAUGCUGCCUUGCUGAAAAAGGAACUUCUAUUUUCCUUGAGGUACCUGCAGUUUUUAAAAACAUUCAGUGACUUUCGUUACCAAAGUGGCAAGAACUUUUUGCUAACAAGGAAAUGUUGGAUGAAUUCUAAUAUUGUGAUGAGUUGUGUAUUUCAUGUUGUUUUUGAACAUGAAUAAGACAAAGUCUGUGCCUGUAUGAAAACCAUGUUCCUGUUGCAGUGCAAGCCUGUUGUGGGGUGUCUACUUAGUGCAAUAGUGUGCUUAAUGUAGUCAUCUCAGAGCAACUGUUCAAGGACUGUGACAUAAAUGCUAAAUUCUGGUAUUUGUGGUUUAAAAAAAAAAAAAAAAAGGAAAAAAAAAUCAGGUGCAUCUAUUUCUGAUGCUUUUUAUUCUUGUGCAUAAUCUGAUGUUUUAUUUUUGCAGAAAAUAUUCAGGUUUGCAGUGGGUGUUCAUGAUAAUUCAUUGAAUAUAAGGCCGUUAUCUGUUGCCUUGCUGUUUUGUGGUAGAACAUUAAAAAUCUGUUCAGCUACUUAAAUUAUUAAGGGAUUUUAUUCUCUAGUUAAAAUGUUAUAUCUCCUGCCCUUUCUCAGGUUCCUGUUUAAAAACAAUUCAACCACACAAUAGAUUUUAUCUUGCACCGAUUUCUGGUAUUAAAUUUUAAAGUAAUAAGAUUGUA